UUAAAAACUAGUAUUUUCCAUCAAUAGGUUGCGCUGACGUUCAUUCGACCUUGAGAAAGAGUCGGCAGGUUCGUCAAAUUAAUAAGCGGGCGUCAAAGGAAGGCUUCAGGCUUCAGGCUUGAACUAUACAGCCAUAAAUGAGUAUUCUGGCCUUGAACGUAAGGAAGACUUCAGUUCCGUUUCUUCCUUUCAUCAACUGGCAGCUAACGUUUCAGCGUGGAAAGAAAAUGGCAGCAUGUAAACUAACUGAUGAAGAAAGAACUACAUUUUUGAAUCCUUUACAUGAUGCUGGUUGGACUUUGGUUAGCAACAGGGAUGCUAUUUACAAAGAAUUUGUUUGUCAAGACUUCAAUCAGGCAUGGGGGUUUAUGUCAAAGGUAGCACUACAAGCUGAAAAAAUGGACCAUCAUCCUGAGUGGUUUAAUGUUUAUAACAAAGUCCAAAUUACUCUUUCAACACAUGAUGUUAAUGGGCUUAGCCAAAGAGAUGUGAAACUUGCCAAUUUUAUUGAAAAAGUCAAAUCAACUUAAUGCAACAUACUCUUACAAGAUUAUCUGAUUUCACAAAAAUCACUUGAUGUUAUUCUUCAUAAAUUCUUAGUCUGCAUAGUGGUUUCUUCAUGCUGUUUAUUAAUCACACUUGUCUUACUGUUGGUAAUGGUAUGUAACAGAUUAAAAUAAAUAAAUGUGUAAACUCAA
Daphnia pulicaria is the source of this 698-nucleotide messenger RNA. RefSeq names its product probable pterin-4-alpha-carbinolamine dehydratase (gene Pcd). The coding region runs from base 138 to 530 and encodes 130 amino acids. Lineage: Eukaryota; Metazoa; Arthropoda; Branchiopoda; Diplostraca; Daphniidae. Gene Ontology annotation, molecular function: 4-alpha-hydroxytetrahydrobiopterin dehydratase activity. The transcript has 4 exons. The record is from RefSeq and is a predicted model, not a curated record. Gene Ontology annotation, biological process: tetrahydrobiopterin biosynthetic process.